GCCAGGUAAGGUUCCAGUGGGAUUCUUCCUCACUCGAGAGCCCCUUUUCUCAACAGAUAAGUCAAGACUGCAAACCAAAAAAUUUUCAUAAAUAUCCUUUUCACACGAUGUGAACAAAUGUUUCUCCUUUAAUGAGUUUAUAUAUAAACUACGUUUUAAGGUAAGAUUUACCAUCAGCAAAAGCUAACAGCCGCCUAAAUUUCAUUCGUACUUGGAAAAGAGGUCUUAUUGAACAGGUUUGUGAGACCUGUCGUUUACCACUAUAUAUUUUCCAUGAAAAUUCAAUUAUUGAUUGAAUGCCUCGAGAUGAACCGACCCUUUCUUCUCUUCUUGGUCGCCAUAUGUGCGUUCCUGUCAGUUGCUGCUGAUACAGAUCAAAAUGAAGUAGCUAAAGAAACGGCUGAAGGCGAAUUGAAAGAUUCCAGGAAUAAUCUUAUUGAAGAAGAAGAAGAGGAAGAGGAAGAGGAAGAAGAGUACUUAAACGAUCCGGAGGCCAAAGAUCUGUCAGCCAACCUUCCCUUUCACCCACUGAUGCAAGAGUUCCUUGUUAGAGGUGGAAAAAAGAAAAGGGUUCCCUGCAUCAAAAAGAGAUGCCAGAAAAGGUUCUGGAGACGUGAUUGCAACAAGAAAAAUUUCCUACCUGGAUCUAGAUGCGCGAAGAUUGGCAAACGGUGUUGUGCUACCUGCAAGGCCAGGCAAUUGUGUAUUGACGUGGGCGGGUUUUGUUCACUUACAUGCCCAGACGGAUUUAAGACUCAUUAUGAUCAAUGCCCAGGCGAGUGUGAAUGCUGUGUACCAAUCAACGGAUAGUCGAUGAUGCACUUGCUUUUCCUAAGGAGGACAGACUCUGGCGUUGACGACCAUAGAAAUUCAGGAAUAUCCCAGCUCUUGUAAUGGUUUCUAAUUUUUGCCUUGUGUCCAGCAAAAUAUAAAAAAUAAUACAAAAAAUUUAAAAGUAAAAAAAAUA
Molecule: messenger RNA, 967 nt
Organism: Macrobrachium nipponense
Lineage: Eukaryota; Metazoa; Arthropoda; Malacostraca; Decapoda; Palaemonidae
Exons: 5
Coding region: 274-810 (178 amino acids)
Source: RefSeq, a predicted model, not a curated record